AUGAAUGACAGAAUUCGGCUUAAAGCCAUCGAAAUGCAUAAUUACCGAAGAUCCAAUCUGGCCAUGGGGAAGGUACGGAAGAAUAAUGGAAACUAUCUUCCAUCAGCAGCAAACAUGAUAAAUCUGAGAUAUGACUGCGACUUGGAAACUUCGGCCAGACUGUCAGUGAACAGAUGUUCUGAGUCGACGGAUCCAUCCCUCCCAAGUGACGUGCAAGAAAACAUCCGCGGCGUCCAGAAGUCCAUGGCUCGUUACCGUGUCAAUGCCAUAGAGCUAGCCGUCAAACAUUGGUGGAGUCAAGUGCGAAUGGUUAACGGCAUUGGGAUGGCAGUCACGUACAGAGCAAUGCACGUGGGUAGCACAAUCAGCUAUUUCACCAGGGUAAGACGUUUUUAG
Messenger RNA from Ostertagia ostertagi, 396 nucleotides. The record is from the annotation of a GenBank genome assembly. NCBI's taxonomy places the organism in Eukaryota, Metazoa, Nematoda, Chromadorea, Rhabditida, Trichostrongylidae.